AAUCAAUUUUAGAGCAAAUGUGUCAACAUAGAUCCACAAGUACCUAGAAAUUACAGUGCCAUUCUAGAGCAAACAAUGAAAUGUAGACAUUUUCUCGGAGAAGUGGUUUUCCUAGGAUGGAAUAGUCAUUUACCAUGUCCAUAUUCCGUCACGUGUUCUCAAGUCGACGUCAGCUUCGCCGAGACUUGCGGAAGCCGAACUGGAGAGCUAACGGCGACGUACCUUCCCUUUCUCUUUACGUCUCCAGAAUUUGGACUCUGCACUCUCUCCGAAGCUGAAAUCUCUCAGAUCUCCACAGCCGCUUCCCAUCUCCGUGCUAUGGCGGUGGCCUUCGCUAGUCCCGAGAGGAUGGAUAUUCCGAGGCAAGUGGACCGCUCUCCUUCCCAAUCAUCGUCGGACGUUGCCGCCGAAGCAUCCAAUCUCUCUUGCUCUGCCCACACUCCUGAUCGCAACGAUUCUUCGAAUUCGGAUGUCGAUGCUCAGCCUCACCUUGCAUUAAGGAGUGAAGAAUAUCGACAAUUGUUUCGGCUUCCACCUGAAGAACUGCUUCUUCGCGAUUUCAAUUGUGCAUUCCAGGAGAGUAUUCUUCUUCAGGGUCACAUGUAUCUCUUUGUUCAUUAUAUAUGCUUUUACUCCAACAUUUUUGGAUUUGAGACAAAGAAAAUAAUUGCAUUCAAUGAAAUUACAAGUGUAAAAAGAGCAAAAAUGGCUGGGAUCUUUCAUAAUGCAAUAGAAAUUUUUGCUGGAGGAAGAAAGUAUUUCUUUGCAUCAUUUCUAUCACGUGAUGAGGCUUUCAAGCUUAUUAAUGAUGGAUGGGAGCAACAUGGUAAUGUAGCAAAGGCAACGACAGAACAACAGGAAUCAAUUCCUGAGUGCAGCAGUCAAGAGAAAGGAUUUGUUGCAAUUGAAGAGGUCAAUACCAUUAAAUGCCCAAUUGAUGAACUGGAAUCUACUGAUAGGGAAAAGAUUGCUUCCACUUCAAGUGCUUCUCAGGUUACACCUUGUGUUGAAAGUGAUGUGGAACAGGAUUCUGAUCUACCUACAAAUACUGACCCUUCAUCCUCUGCUGAUUCUUGCACUUGGAAGCCAGAGAAUUACGAUGCACCCAAGGUUCCUGAAGAUUAUACAAAGGUUGCAGAAGCAAAGCUUCCGAUUAAAGUAGAGGAGUUCUUCACUUUGUUUUUUUCAGAUGGUGCUGUUAAUUUUACUGAAGCUUUUCAUAAAAGAUGUGGGGAUAAAGAAUUCAGGUGCUCUUCAUGGCACCCUCAUGACAAAUUUGGACAUGCCCGUGAUGUGUCAUUUCAACAUCCAAUAAAAAUGUACCUUGGUGCUAAAUUUGGCAGCUGUCAGGAGGUCCAGAAGUUCCGAAUUUACAGAGACAGUUCUUCUUGUCACCUAUUUUAUUUCAAAGUUCCUGACAUUAUGACUUGUACUCUGGACAGCAAUCUGGUUAUUGAGACCUCACAAGAAAUCAAUGACGUGCCUUAUGGAGAUUAUUUCCGUGUUGAGGGGCUUUGGGAUGUUGAGAGAAAUAGCAAUGAAUCACAAGAAGGCUGCAUCUUGCGGGUAUAUGUGAAUGUGGCUUUUAGCAAAAAAACAAUUUGGAAAGGGAAAAUAGUGCAGUCUACUUUGGACGAGUGUCGAGAGGCUUAUGCAACAUGGAUAGACAUGGCACAAGAAUUCUUGAAGCAGAAACCUGAUAAAGAAGGUUUAGAUCUUGCUGUAAGCUCUGUUCAGAAUGACGAACAUCAGAUGGAAAGAGAAGCUAGGACAGAGGAACCUACCGACAGGUCAUCAAAUCUUGCAGCAUUGCCUGAUUCUAUGGAUGUUAACCAACGGAUGGGCAAUCUCUUGGAAGGAAUUUUUAUUGAUGCUACAUCAAUCACAGGUUUUUUGAGGGAGCUUGUGAGGAAAUCAUAUUCAUUCUUGAAUAAACAAAGUCGUAUUUCACUGGUUGUAGCCAGUGCCUUUGUUGUGAUCUUCCUAAUGCAGGUGAGCAUACUGGUGCUGCUAAACAGACCCCAGCACGUUCAUGUCACUUACCCAGUGGAGUACAUGGGUGUCGUGGGCAGUGAAAGGUCAGCUGAAAACGUGGCUUGGUUAGAGAGGCGGGUACACCACCUUAAAGAUGAGAUGUUCAUGGUUGAGGCUCGGUUGGAGAGGUUGCAACAUGACCAUGCAGCUUUGAAAGCACAGCUCAAAGGAUUAGAGCAUCAUAGAAGGCGUAGAUAACAGUUGUAUAUAAAUAGUUGUUAGUAGAUUAUUACUCGCCUAAAUUAUUUGUUUUCCUGUAUAAAAAUACUAAAAUUGAAGAUAUAUAGUAAUGGUUAUUCAUUCCACGAUACGAAAUGAUACCCAAA
Messenger RNA from Rubroshorea leprosula, 2360 nucleotides. Lineage: Eukaryota; Viridiplantae; Streptophyta; Magnoliopsida; Malvales; Dipterocarpaceae. The record is from the annotation of a GenBank genome assembly.